AUGGGAUCAAAUGUCAUUUUUGUCAUUUUGGUAGACGACAUUUGGCCUAAACCCGAUUGGUCAGUGAACAGUAGUUUUGUGGAUAUUUUCGGGAUUUUAAGAAUGCCUUUUCACCAAAUGACAACAAGACGUUCAUCUCUUCUCCAUUCUUUUAUAAUUAAUUUAUUUAAAACAUCAAAGUCAAUACAUACUUGCUCUAUAAGAUUUGCAUCAACCUCAAAAUUUUCAAUUGAUGUUUACUCUUUGAAUAAGUGUCAGAUGGAAUUUAACAGUGGCGCUGGAGGAGUUGAAGCAGCCCUUUUUACAAACGAAUUGCUUGAGAUGUACAGGCUUUUUUCUGAAAGGAAUGGAUGGAAAUGGAUUCCUUUUGAGAUUGACCGAAUAAAGUCAUCUACUACGGGUGUUCGCUCAGCCAUAGUUUCUAUUGAAGGAGAAGGUUGUUAUGCUAAAUUGAGAUUUGAGGGAGGAGUUCACAGAGUGCAGAGGACGCCAAUAACGGACAAAACAAGAAUUCAUACAAGUACUUCAAGCAUUGCAAUUUUGCCUGAACCUGAAACGCCAGAAUUAGUAAUUCAACCCGGUGAUUUACGCAAAGAAACUAUGCGAUCUUCUGGUGCUGGGGGUGCAAAUGUAAAUGCAAAUUCUACAGCUGUUAGAUUAACACACAUUCCAACGGGUAUCAGUGUAAAAGCUCAGGAUGAACGGUAUUUACAAGUUAAUGAAAAGAUAGCCCAUAAAAGAUUAUCAGCAAUUCUGUUAAAACGCCAAAUUGAUCAAAUUAAUAGUAAAUAUUCUGGAACUAGAAAAUUACAAGUUGGGUCUUCAGAACGCUCAGAAAAAAUUCGGACAUUUAAUUAUAAAGAUAAUAGAGUUGUUGACCAUAGGCUAAAGCAUUCAAUAAGCGGUGUUCACGAAUUUUUAGAAGGUGGAGAAAAACUGGAAGAAAUGGUUGAAAUGUUAAUGGAAAUGGCUUUGGAAGAGGAACUUGAGGAAGAGGAAAAUGAACAAAAAAUGAAUAAAAGGUCUAUUUAG
Messenger RNA from Meloidogyne enterolobii, 1032 nucleotides. Lineage: Eukaryota; Metazoa; Nematoda; Chromadorea; Rhabditida; Meloidogynidae. The record is from the annotation of a GenBank genome assembly.